Sodiomyces alkalinus F11 is the source of this 2121-nucleotide messenger RNA. RefSeq names its product inosine-5'-monophosphate dehydrogenase. Gene Ontology annotation, molecular function: IMP dehydrogenase activity. The coding region runs from base 151 to 1770 and encodes 539 amino acids. NCBI's taxonomy places the organism in Eukaryota, Fungi, Ascomycota, Sordariomycetes, Glomerellales, Plectosphaerellaceae. The transcript is spliced from 3 exons. The record is from RefSeq and is a predicted model, not a curated record. Gene Ontology annotation, cellular component: cytoplasm. Gene Ontology annotation, biological process: GTP biosynthetic process.
GAUUUUUUUUUCUCCUUCCUUCUAACGGGAGCAAGAGACCUCUGGAUCGUAGUCUUUGAACGAGCUGACCGAUUGCCAGAACUCUGUCCUCGCUGCUUUUGUACUUCGAAAGCUUCUACUUCCUUUUCCUCCUUCUUCCAUUCAUUCACAAUGACCAGCGUCAACGGCGUCGACGGGGCCCAGGUCCUGGACAGCAAGUCCGCCCUCGAUGUCCUCAAGGAGUACGAGAGCCGCGAUGGACUCGACAUUCAUGAGCUCAUGGAUACCAAGAAGCACGGAGGUCUGACCUACAAUGACUUUCUGCUUCUGCCUGGCUACAUCGGCUUCCCCGCCUCAGCCGUCACCCUUGAUUCCCCGGUCACGAAGCGCAUCACCCUCAAGACCCCCUUCGUUUCCUCCCCUAUGGAUACCGUGACCGAGCAUGAGAUGGCCAUCCACAUGGCUCUUCAAGGCGGUUUGGGUGUCAUCCACCACAACUGCUCGCCUGAUGCCCAGGCCGAUAUGGUCCGCAAGGUCAAGCGCUAUGAGAACGGCUUCAUCCUUGAUCCCGUCGUCAUUAGCAGUGACACGACCAUUGGCGAGACGAAGGCGCUCAAAGAGAAGUGGGGAUUUGGCGGUUUCCCUGUCACAGAAAGCGGCAAGCUUGGCUCCAAGCUGUUGGGUAUCGUGACGAACCGCGACAUCCAAUUCGAAGAAGACCUUCACAAGCCCAUCUCCGAGGUCAUGGUCACCGAUCUGGUCACUGGGCCUGCCGGUAUUCAUCUCCCCGAUGCAAACCAGAUUCUCGCCAAGUCCAAGAAGGGCAAGCUCCCCAUUGUCGACAAGGACGGGAACCUGGUUUCCAUGAUCUCCCGAUCCGAUUUAACCAAAAACCAGCACUUUCCUCUGGCCUCGAAACUUCCGGACAGCAAGCAAUUGCUUUGCGCCGCUGCCAUUGGCACGCGCCCCGAGGAUCGCGACCGACUGAGGAAGCUUGUGGAAGCUGGCCUCGACAUCGUCGUCCUGGAUAGCUCCCAGGGCAACAGCAUGUACCAGGUGGAAAUGGUUCGCUGGAUCAAGUCGGAGUUCAGAGAUUUGGAUGUCAUCGGCGGAAACGUGGUGACGCGCGAGCAGGCGGCGACCCUUAUCGCCGCUGGUGUUGAUGGUCUGCGUAUCGGCAUGGGCAGUGGCUCCGCCUGCAUUACCCAGGAGGUCAUGGCCGUCGGCCGUCCUCAGGCUGCCGCCGUUUACUCGGUCAGCAGCUUCGCCGCCCGCUUCGGCGUUCCUUGCAUUGCCGACGGCGGCGUGCAGAAUGUGGGCCACAUCGUCAAGGGUCUUUCGCUGGGUGCCUCUACCGUCAUGAUGGGCGGUCUACUGGCCGGCACUACCGAGUCGCCCGGUACAUCUUUCGUGUCGCGGGAGGGCAAGCUCGUCAAGGCCUACCGUGGCAUGGGCAGCAUCGACGCCAUGCAGGACAAGAGAGCGGGCAACGGCAGCAAAGAUGCCCAGAAGAGCAAUGCCGGCACUGCCCGGUACUUCUCCGAGGGCGACAGCGUUCUGGUUGCUCAGGGCGUGACGGGAUCCGUCGCCCACCGAGGUCCCAUCUCCAAAUUCGUACCCUACCUCGCCGCCGGCCUCAAGCACUCCAUGCAGGACUGCGGCAUGCAGAGCCUGCAGGUGCUUCACGAGGGUGUGAAGAAUGGCACCGUUCGCUUCGAGCUGCGGACUGCCAGCGCCCAGCUGGAGGGCAACGUGAACAUGGAGUCUUACGAGAAGAAGCUCUUCGCGUAAAAUGAGAAGAAACCAAGAAAAAGAGCAAAUAAAUUAUGGGUCCCGGAAUCGAAAAAGCUUUGGAUAGAACUGAAAGUCCCUCGAACUAAGGGCCGGAUGGGAGGGAAAUCAUGAGCAAAGCGACUGCAUCGGAGAACCGAGAGGGAGUUCUGGGCGUACUUGGAUGGAAGGAAAAUAUUGGCGGCCUGUAGUGUUUGAUGAAGAGUCUAGACCUCCCUUUGCAUGGUCAGGCUAGGAAACGACAAGCUCAGUAUCAUGAAUGUGCUUUACUUCAUGGUCAUGUUAGACUAUGAUACCCUUAAUGUUAUAUGAUAAAUAUCGAGUGUCAAAAAACCAACGAACCAACUGGAC